Messenger RNA from Phytophthora sojae, 1146 nucleotides. RefSeq lists its product as hypothetical. Lineage: Eukaryota; Oomycota; Peronosporomycetes; Peronosporales; Peronosporaceae. The coding region runs from base 1 to 1146 and encodes 381 amino acids. Gene Ontology annotation, molecular function: protein binding. The transcript has a single exon. The record is from RefSeq and is a predicted model, not a curated record.
AUGAAGUUCGCUGCUGGCCUUGUUCUUGCGGCUCUCGCCGUCACCGCCGCCAACGCCGGCAACCCGGCCUACCUCCGCUCGUCGGACGAUGCCAGCGCCAGCGAGGACUUCGACUUCUCGGCCUCGGACUCGCUCGACGCCAGUGGCAGCGACGCCUGCCCGGACGAGUGCCCGGACAAGUACGAGCCCGUUAGGGACGGGGAUUACCAGUACCCGAACGAGUGCUACAUGCGCAUGGCCCAGUGCCUCACGAACGACGUGAACAACCUGUUCGUCAGAGACAGCACCGACGGCAGCCGCUGGACGUUCACCGUGGAGUCGCUUUUUGGCAGCAGCGGCAGUGGCGUGGAAAAACUUGAUCAAUUCGCUGACGUCUUAGGGAAGAUGAUGAGUUCAUCAGGCAGCGACGACCUCUCGUGGCUUUUUGACAGCGACUCGGAGUCCGGUAGCGAGGACCCCACCCUCGUGAAGGGCAAGGGCGGCGUCGCCACUAAGGGCAAGACCCCCAUCUACGAGGACGACUCGGAGUCCGGCAGCGACGACGACGUCCUGGUGAAGGGCGUCAAGGAGCCCGCCACCAAGUCGUCCAAGUCGAGCAAGACUGAGAAGGCCACCAAGACGGGCACGACCACCGACCUAAUUGACCAGCUCUUCGACGACGCCUCGGAGGACGGCAUCAUUGGCGACGAGUCCGAUGAGGAGGACCCGACGCUGGUGAAGGGCGCCACCAAGGGCGGCGCUGCCACCAAGGGCAAGACCCCCAUCUACGAGGACGACUCGGAGUCCGGCAGCGACGACGACGUCCUGGUGAAGGGCGGCAAGGAGCCCGCCACCAAGUCGUCCAAGUCGAGCAAGACUGGGAAGGCCACCAAGACGGGCACGACCACCGACCUAAUUGACCAGCUCUUCGACGACGCCUCGGAGGACGGCAUCAUUGGCGACGAGUCCGAUGAGGAGGACCCGACGCUGGUGAAGGGCGCCACCAAGGGCGGCGCUGCCACCAAGGGCAAGACCCCCCUGUACGAGGAGGAUGACAGCGAGUCCGAGUCUGCUUCGGACGAGGACGACUACUUCCAGCAGGAGCAGCUCCAGACUUCCGUGGCCGAGAAGGCGGCGACCAAGAGCUCCAAGACUCUGCUGCUCUAA